Molecule: messenger RNA, 3487 nt
Organism: Salmo salar (Atlantic salmon)
Lineage: Eukaryota; Metazoa; Chordata; Actinopteri; Salmoniformes; Salmonidae
Source: RefSeq, a predicted model, not a curated record
AGAUCGCGCCGAGCAUGCGCAGUUGUUUAAGCUCUGGGGACGCCCACAUCCUGGUACUGCUUGUCUCACGUGUUCAAACAAGCGGAACAGAGACAGCUUUGGAUUUGAGUCAAGACCAAUGGCAGAGUUGAUCACAGCAUGUUCCAACGUCACACUGUCAGUCUCUGCCCUGUGCACAGCAUAUCAGCUCUUCAAGGACCACAGAGCUCCAGCGGUGGGUUUCUUCCUGCUUGGUCUCUCAUCAGGCCUCUGCACCCUGCCUCUCUCCUUCAGCCCAUACCUGACCUCUGUACAGGGGGACCUGGAGUGGGCCGGCGAGGUCCUGGCUCCACCGCUGGUCUCCUUCGGCUUCCUGUGGCUCAGUGAAGACCGCACCACAGCCAACAUCCUCCUUAUUGGCUCAGCUCUCCUCCCGGUGCUCUGCGAUUGGUUGUCAGCGGACGAGUUGAUGCUGAUGUCACGCUGUCUGGCGUUGUCUGCCAUCUCCUGCUCGCUCACUGUGUGUCUGUUUGCGGGAAACGCUGUCGGGGCCCUGGGCAGUGUGGCCCUCAGCCUGCCACAAAUGGUGGCCCCCAGGGUGGGGGUCAAGACUCUGGCUCCCCUUGUCUCUCCAGGGGCCACUGUGGGACUGCUUAAGUGGCUCCUGAAGGGCUCCAUGGCUGUAGGGUGCUGGGCCUCUGAGAAGGCACUUAGCAAGUACCUGUUGGAACUGAAGGAAUUGGACACGCCAUUUUAACUUGUUACCACAGUAACACAGGGCUUCCCCAAACUCAGUCCUCGGGUCACCGGGGUUUAGUGUCUUUCCUAAGCACUACACAGCUUAUUCAAAUAAUCAACUAAAAGCUUUGAUCAUUUCAAUCAGGUUUAUAGUGUUUGGGCAAAAACCAAAACGUGCACCCCUUGGAGUCCCGAGCAUCGAGUUUGGGAAACGCUACUGUAACAGUUACUCACUGUCUGAACAGUUCAAUAGUCCCUCACACAUGAUAAUUACUGAUUGUUAAGUUGAUGUGGUCUCAUGAUGUGCACAUAGAGCUGCUGACAGAAGAGAACCAGAUGGAGGGUCUAUUUAUUUUGUCCUGCAGGGCCUUGCCUCAUAGAAGUAGAAUGAAUAGAACGGUCUUGGAACCUCUGACCAUGGCUUUUUGACUGGUAAAGUCAUGGGUGCACUCAAAAUGGCGUCAUUGACUUAAAUGAGCAAGCUUGUUCGACUUAUUCUAGUACUGUGGCUUGCCUUUGAUCUGUAGCCAAUAACCUUUUCAAUUCCUAAUGACCAAUAACCUUUCCAAUUCCUACUGGCCAAUGACCUUUCCAAUUCCUACUGGCCAAUAACCUUUACAAUUCCUACUGGCCAAUGACCUUUCCAAUUCCUACUGGCCAAUAACCUUUCCAAUUCCUACUGGCCAAUGACCUUUACAAUUCCUACUGGCCAAUAACCUUUCCAAUUCCUACUGGCCAAUGACCUUUCCAAUUCCUACUGGCCAAUGACCUUUCCAAUUCCUACUGGCCAAUAACCUUUACAAUUCCUACUGGCCAAUAACCUUUCCAAUUCCUACUGGCCAAUGACCUUUCCAAUUCCUACUGGCCAAUAACCUUUACAAUUCCUACUGGCCAAUGACCUUUCCAAUUCCUACUGGCCAAUAACCUUUACAAUUCCUACUGGCCAAUGACCUUUCCAAUUCCUACUGGCCAAUAACCUUUCCAAUUCCUACUGGCCAAUGACCUUUCCAAUUCCUACUGGCCAAUGACCUUUCCAAUUCCUACUGGCCAAUAACCUUUCCAAUUCCUACUGGCCAAUAACCUUUCCAAUUCCUACUGGCCAAUGACCUUUCCAAUUCCUACUGGCCAAUAACCUUUACAAUUCCUACUGGCCAAUGACCUUUCCAAUUCCUACUGGCCAAUAACCUUUACAAUUCCUACUGGCCAAUGACCUUUCCAAUUCCUACUGGCCAAUAACCUUUCCAAUUCCUACUGGCCAAUGACCUUUCCAAUUCCUACUGGCCAAUGACCUUUCCAAUUCCUACUGGCCAAUAAACUUUCCAAUUCCUACUGGCCAAUGACCUUUCCAAUUCCUACUGGCCAAUAACCUUUCCAAUUCCUACUGGCCAAUGACCUUUAAAAUUCCUACUGGCCAAUGACCUUUACAAUUCCUACUGGCCAAUGACCUUUCCAAUUCCUACUGGCCAAUGACCUUUACAAUUCCUACUGGCCAAUGACCUUUCCAAUUCCUACUGGCCAAUGACCUUUCCAAUUCCUACUGGCCAAUGACCUUUUCAAGAGAUUAUCCAUAUGAUCCAUAUAAUGAUGCCAGUCUGCCAACUUGGAGGUGACAUGAUCCACCAUUGGGACAAGUGUCUGUUGCCAGUGUAUGAGCACUGUCAAGGGUGUUGUUCUACUUGUUCAGCUUAUUGUCAUGGCCAGGGAGCUCUGCUCUGUUAUCCUAGUACUUUCAUCUAUGCAAGUCGAAGAAGCACUGGUGUCUUAAUUCUAAAACUGUAAAACAUUAUUGAUGAUAUUAGUAACAGCGGUUAAUAACAUUUUAUGUGCUAAAAUAUUGAUUUGUUGUUGUAUCAACAAAAGGAGUAGCGCUUGGAUUUAACGCUUGUAUGUAGUGAUUGUCAUGGGUCACUAAUACUCCCAACCUCUUUCACACCACAUAUUAGAAAGUCUAAUUCAUCUAUGGAGGUUGAUUUACAGGACAGUGUAAUUACCAAUUGGCUAUAAAAGAUUCUAUCUGCUUACUCUGUGAAAAUAUCCUCCCAACAGUGGCUCUAUAAGGAGGAUGGAAGUACCUUCCAGACAUUUAUUACUGUCUUUGUCUAUGAGUAUGCCUCCCAAAUAACACCCUAUUCCCUAUGUAGUGCACUACUUUGAGCCCAUUUUGGGGCACACUCUGGUUGAACCUGGGCAGGCUUGACUUCAGUGUCUUGUCCUACGAUGAGCACCAAACAGCUUGUACUAGACUAUGCUCACUGUGAAGCCAAUGUCAUUGACACACAGGACACGUUUGAGAGCCGAUAGCUUUAGUGCCUGAACAUGGCCGGGGUACCAAAAUAGUCAGGGCUGCGAUCCAAAUGACAGCCUAUCCCCGAUAUAGUGCACUUCUUUUGACCAGAGCUCUAUAUGGGCAUGGUCAAAAGCAGUGCACUAUAAAGGGAAUAGGGUGCCAUUUGGGAUGCAGCCCUAAGUCCCCUCAGAUUCAGGAUCCUGUUCAUUCUGCAGCCUCAGCAGAUAGCUACUGUGUACAGUGAGAUUUAACUAGAUACAUCUGCAGUGUUUACACCACUAACACUAUGGAUCUAUAUUCAUUUAUUCUUCAGAUAUAACACAUAUUAUAUCCACUUACUGUCCAUAAUGUCUAUACCAGAAGGGUUCUUUAUUUUUACUAUUUUCUACAUUGUAGAAUAAUAGUGAAGACAUCAAAACUAUGAAAUAACACAUAUGGAAUCAUGUUGUAACCAAAAAAAAGUAUUAAACAAAUCAAAAUAUA